Lampris incognitus (smalleye Pacific opah) is the source of this 4068-nucleotide messenger RNA. It is a transcript of the gene snx33, whose product is annotated as sorting nexin 33. Gene Ontology annotation, cellular component: cytoplasmic vesicle; plasma membrane. Lineage: Eukaryota; Metazoa; Chordata; Actinopteri; Lampriformes; Lampridae. Gene Ontology annotation, biological process: plasma membrane tubulation; protein transport; mitotic cell cycle. The record is from RefSeq and is a predicted model, not a curated record. Gene Ontology annotation, molecular function: phosphatidylinositol binding; protein binding.
AGUUACUUUGUUUGCGGAGCGCACGGGAAGGCUCCCGGAGAAACCAGAGUAACAUCCACGGUGCGCUGAUUAACGGAGACUGUUCCCCCUUCGGCUUUGUCUUCGGUGCGAGGGUCGAACGAAGAUGCGCCUGAAGAACCUGUUUACGAGGAAAGAGCAAGUUUCUCCUAUCUAAGAGAAUGGAGACUAAACUGAAACUGCACAGGAGACCGCAUUCCUCCUUCCUCCACCUUUCUUCAAACCGGGACGCUUUUACUUUGGAUUAUUUUCCCUUUACGGAUCUUUUCUUGUCUUUGCUGGGAUGUAAGACAAGUGUCUGAUGUCUGCAGAACAAUUCCCGAGGAUUACAAAGACCCUCGGCAUGCUUCAGGAUUUUUUUUUGGGGGGGGGGGAUUGGAUUGUUUCUGAAUCUUGUGUCUUUUGUGAUGCUCAAGGAGCGCAAUACUCCGUUUAUUAAAUGGUAAUAACCCCCCUGCCAUGCACUAUAAAGCCUAUUUAAAGUUAUUGUGAAAGUUUUAGGUGAAAGAGACGUUUAAUGGUCUGACAAAGGACCAAUAUCUUCAAUGGGCUGAGCGUCUUUAUGAUUCUUGGAGGUGGUUGUUGUAUUUCAGAACCUUUAGAGUGUUUUGGGGGUAACAGGGUUUUCUGAGACCUAUGUCUUGUGUCGAUGAGGUAUCAGCUCAUUACGUUAACACAGAUCCGGUCUUGCUACUUCACACCAGAUCAGACGGUGGUGAUGUAAUUUGAGAGGAGUUUAAAUAUUACAUUGAGUCAUAUCAGAUGUUUCCGCUUCAAAAUGUUUCAGGACAGUACACCAGAAUAGCAUAGGCACAGUGUGCAUGUAGGAUCUGAUUGCUUUCGGGAAUUGGUGGAGAGUCAAGAUGUCAGUGAAAGCCAAAGCCAUCUACACUUUUCAAAGUGAAAACAAGGAAGAGAUCAGCAUCCAAGAGAAUGAGGAACUAGUGAUCUUUGACGAGAACUCAGUCGAUGGCUGGUUCCAGGGGGAGAACAGCCGGGGGGAGCGGGGGCUCUUCCCUGCCUCCUAUGUGGAGAUCAUCCGCCCUCGCUCCAACUCCAACCUGACUGACUGCUCUAUAAGCCCUGCUGGCUCUCUGGGAAACGACUCUUCCUAUUUCCCUUCCACGCCAAACACCUCCUUCCAUGUGCAGCAGGGUUACUAUGACGAUGACGAUGAUGACUGGGAUGACUGGGAUGACAGCUCCACAGUGGUGGAGGACGAUGACCUCAGAAGGGGAGGUGGUGCCAACGGUCGCCACCAGAGCCCUCAUUCCAACAACCCCAACGUGCACUACCGGGCCAAGCCGUACAUGGAGAGACAGGACAGCAUCUCCAGCUCACGGAAAGGCAGCAUGGUGGGCAGGAACUUGAAUCGGUUCUCCAGCUUCGUGCGCUCGGGGGUGGAGGCGUUUGUGUUGGGCGACGUGCCCAUGAUGGCCAAGAUAGCUGAGUCGUACACCAUCGAGAUGAGUCCCAAGGGGCCCCUGUGGAAGGAGAGCCCUCAGCCUUUUUCCUGUUCGAUUGAGGACCCAACAAAGCAGACCAAGUUCAAGGGCAUCAAGACAUACAUAUCGUACCAGGUCACGCCGAGCCACACAGGGCGACCUGUUUAUAGACGCUACAAACACUUCGACUGGCUGUACAACCGUCUGCUGCAUAAGUUCACUGUGAUCUCUGUGCCCCACCUGCCAGAGAAACAGGCUACAGGGCGCUUUGAGGAGGACUUCAUCGAGAAGCGAAAGCGUCGACUGAUCCUGUGGAUGAACCAUAUGACCAGUCAUCCAGUCCUUUCCCAGUAUGAGGGCUUCGAGCACUUCCUUAUGUGUGCCGAUGAAAGCAGUGGAAGCUGGGCAAGCGGUCGGGCGGAGAAGGACGAGAUGGUGGGCGCACACUUCAUGCUCACCUUCCAGAUCCCCAACGAGCACCAGGACCUUCAGGACGUCGAGGAGCGGGUCGACUCCUUCAAAUCCUUCGCCAAGAAAAUGGAUGACAGUGUGAUGCAGCUGACACAUGUGGCCUCGGAGCUUGUGCGGAAGCACCUGGGAGGGUUUCGGAAGGAGUUCCAGCGGCUGGGGAAUGCCUUCCAGUCCAUCAGCCAGGCCUUCAUGCUGGAUCCUCCCCACAGCUCAGAGGCCCUCAAUAACGCCAUCUCCCACACAGGCCGGACCUACGAGAACAUCGGAGAGAUGUUUGCAGAGCAGCCCAAGUACGACCUUUUCCACAUGCUGGACAAGCUGUCAUUGUACCAGGGUCUACUUGCCAACUUCCCAGACAUCAUUCAUCUGCAGAAGGGUGCCUUUGCCAAGGUGAAAGAGAGCCAGAGGAUGAGCGAUGAGGGGAAGAUGGACCAGGACGAAGCUGACGGCAUCAGGAAACGCUGCCGGACGGUGGGCUUCGCCCUGCAGGCAGAGAUGAGCCAUUUCCACGAGCGGCGGGAGGUGGACUUCAGAGACAUGAUGCAGGCCUACCUCACGGAGCAGAUCGCCUUCUACCAGCGCGUGGUCCAACAGCUGGAACGCACCCUGCGCAUGUAUGACAGCCUGUAAAGUCACAAACGUGGCCGCCCCAUUCGACAUGCCAAAAAGCAUAAAGGAGGAAGUCGGGAUGCCUUGUCUCUUCUACUGAGGAAGUUCCCCUUCGAAGGUGGCUCGGUUUCUACCUUCUGGGUCAAUCUGAGAGACCGAGGCUCAUAGAAAAGACGAAUAUAAUUUUCUAAAGAGACGCGUGAAGCCGGACUGUGCUCUUCGUGGAGUUGUCAUCUACUUUGAUGAAUUCAAGUUUUAAUAGUUUGUUUAUUUUUGAUUUUUUUUUAAAGGCCGACUGUGUGCUUCAUGUCUGAAACACACACCGGUUUUGAUAUAUCACAACAUGUUGUUUAUCUUGCAUAAACAAGAAAGAUUAUUUAAAGUGUUAGCAACAGAUUAUAGGAUAUAGGUUUCAAAGUAAUAGUGCUUUUAUAGUUCAUUAUUUUCUUUUAAAACCAUUAAAACGGGUUUGCAUCCUGAAAUCAUCCCUCACUUUCCAGCAUAAUGCACUUUGGUCUUACUGGGAUCUGGACUGAAGUUUCUACCAACAUGUUCAGUUCAUACACAAUAUAGAAAAUAAAGUCUGACAACAUUCCAACAUUCAUUCCCAACAUUUUUUAAUUGUAUAUUCAUGCAGCUUAAAACCGAAGAUUGAAACUGUCUGAGCUGAAAGUGAACUGAUCCUUUUCUGAUCCAAGUCUCCGCAUUCUAAAACCCUCACCUCAGCUCAUCCUCUCAACUCUCCACGUUCUCAGGUCUUCUCUGAAAGCUACAACCCUGAAGAUUUACUACAUACAAAGAAAUGCUCCUUUUGGUACCAUCUAACUGGUGGAUAAUCCACAACAUCUUCACAUCCUGCAGACUGUAGCGGUGUGUGAUAAGGAUGGCUGGUGUCUGGGAGGACUUUGCCAGGAAAAAUGAAAGGGGGCAUAGUGUUUUCAUCUUCGUCACAGCAGCCAGAUGAGGAAGAAGAAGGCAGAAUGAAGAUGAGAAUUCUUCAGGCGGAUGCCGAUCCUUUUCCCUGCCCUCCGCACGCGUCUGAAUUGAAGUGAAUGGAACAUGGAUGUGACGUGACUGCCUGUUUACUCUUAAACCAAAGAGGUCUGGAACUCCUCAUAAAGCUUCUGUUCUUCUCUCCUUUCUGGUUGUGCUGAACGGGGUUUGCUCUCAUUUCUGAAGUCAACUGGUCCGUUCUAAAGAACGUGUGAUGACAGAAUAUUGUCAGGCUAAAACCAUUCCAGUAAGAGACACCAAAGGCAAAUUUGGAGUAAAAUGCAUGUAUGCAGGUUGUCAACAGGGGCGUCAGCUUCCAAGCGAUGGCCUCACUGGAACAGCGUUGGAUGCCCCCGUGGUUGUGUGAACCUCAACUCUGCUGCUCCAACGCCAUGCGGCAAGGCCGAGCACGUUAUGCAGAUGACUGUUUCCUAACAUGAAUGUGUGAACCGACACUACAGAUUCAUCUUGUGAAAAAACAGCUGGAGUUUAAUGAACUGUGGGGAGCUGGAAGUCCUAAUAAAAAUGGUGA